UACACAAACGUAAUCGCUCUCGGUAAGACACUGACACUGACAGGACGGUUGUGAAACCCGACCCGUACGCGCUUAAUAAGAAUGAGAAACGGGCUCAGGCACAGCCUUUAAAUAACCAUUAUACAACCGCAUUCACAACCAGAGGAAACGGCGACAGUGUUGAAACUUUGCGCACCGCUAUGAGUUCGAGUAUUAAUACUCAAUGUUCUCCGGGACUCAAACGAGUGGCUAUAUUCGGGGGCACGCAUGGGAACGAGAUGUCCGGCAUUACGUUGGUAAAUAUGUGGAUGAAGAACGCGGCUGAGAUAGAAAGAAACGGGCUGGUGACGAAGCCCUUCAUAACAAAUCCAAGAGCUGUGGAGAAAUGUACACGGUAUAUCGAUACGGACCUGAACCGAGCCUUCACUCUUGCGAAUAUCAGUGCUCCAGAUGUAGAAGGGAUGCCAUAUGAAGUCCAGAGGGCCCGAGAAAUCAAUCGAAUGUUUGGACCCAAGGGAACCCAGGAUGCGUACGAUGUCAUCUUUGACCUUCACAACACCACCUCAAACAUGGGCUCCACUCUCAUUCUGGAAAGCUCACAAGAUCUCUUUAAUCUUCAGAUGGUGCAUUACAUCAAAAAAGCCAUGGCUCCACACACCUGCUCAGUGCUGUUAAAUGAGCACCCACAGCUGAAAUAUUCAACGACACGUUCUGUGGCCAAACACCCCAUUGGUGUUGAGGUGGGCCCACAGCCGCAAGGGGUUUUACGGAGUAAUGUGUUCGAGUCCAUGCGGACAAUACUGAAGCAUGCGCUGGACUUCAUUGAGCUCUUCAAUAGUGGUGUGGAGUUUCUUCCGUGUACAGUGGAAGUGUUUAGAGCUCAGGAGAGAAUGGAUUACCCUCGAGACACCAAUGGCAACAUAACAGCCAUGGUGCACCCUCAUCUACAGGAUUGUGACUGGGAACCUUUGAGCCGGGGUGACCCUAUGUUCCUAACUUUCGACGGGAGAACAAUCCCUUAUGAAGGUGCCAGCACAGUGUACCCCACGUUCAUUAAUGAAGCCGCGUAUUAUGAGAAACAGCAAGCGUUUAUGACCACAUGUAGAGAAAAACUAACUGGUAAUGCUCUCAGAAAAGCAUAGUGUCAAAACAAGUCUCGUCUUUUAAAGUAAUGGUUCACAUUAUAAUGAAAAAGUUGUCAUAACUCAGUUUAUUUGCUCUAGUGUUGUUUAAACUUCCAUGAUUUCUUUGUUCUUCUGAACCAAAAUGCAGAUUUGUUUAAAAUGUUUUUGUUUCUAAUGGAAGUGGAUGGUGACUGCAUCAUCAAGCGUCAGAAGCACACAGAAAGCAUCAUUUAAUAACUUAAUGCAACUUGUUCCUCUUAAAGAUAAAGCUGCUUCGAAAAGCCAUAGCAAAACUAUUAAACACCUGAAGAAGCUUCUGUUACACAAAAGAUUGUUUGUAGUGGAAAAAAGGUUCUUUAAAUUAUACAAAUGUUAGAAAGAAAUAUUUACGACCAAACCUGUUUGUUUGCCUUUAGGACUUUUGUCGUGUAAUAAGUUGUUUUAGGAAUAAACGAAGCAUAAAUCGAAACAGUUUUGUAGGACAAUGAAAACCAUUAGAGGUUGGAACAACAUGAGGGACAAAACCCUUUAAAUUCAGUAUAUAACCUAUCAAAUUCACAGUUUAGUUUUCAAGAACGAUUAAUGUUUUUAACAAUCGCAUUUUCUAACAUUUCCAGAAUUUCAUCUUUUGUACUAAAAUGCUUGAUAAAAUACUCCAAUAAAAAUAAGGAAAUAGAUUUCUUGAUAAAUAUCUAGACCUCUUAGCACAGGUAAUAAUGUGGUCUAUCUCAGGAACAGUCUUUACUGCCCUUGAGUCUGUGAUUCAACACACCGUAGACUCUGACCUGAAAAAGCCUUAAAAACAAAAUAACCUCCAAGCACUAUGUUUGUAGACGUCACGUGUCCUGAAUCUGUCUAAACUGUGUUGUUUUGUUUGUGAUGUAAUACCUCUAGUAUUUCCCUCAUGAAUACCCAUUUUUGUCUUUUGUUCAGUUAUGCAACCCAACCGUUGCCUUAAGAAAUAAUAGUUUGAUAAGAAAGCGUUGAUUUACAGGAGCUGGCAGGGUGUUCUUAAAGUCACCGAUAAUAAGAGCAUAGAAAACUGUACAGUAGAGAUGAGUCAAACAUUGUUGAUCAAUCCUUAGUUGUAUUUUAUGACUUUAUAGAUUGUUGGAACUGUUUAAAAAUGUUCAGCAGGCACUGAAAACCUUCAUCUUGAAGGAGUAUGAUGGGAUUGUAACGAAAAUGUGUGAUCGUGGUACUUUGAUUUUGUUUCGUGAUGUAUGUGUAGAUCAUUGAAAGACCCAUCAGUGUGUAUUAUGAAAUGGUGUGCGUAUGAUUAUCUAUCUAUGCAAGAAGAAAAAUAUAUAGACUUUUAUCUUGAUUAUUUCAAAAAAUAUUUUAAAGAUUUAUAAAUGUUCCUAAGGUACAGAUGGCAUUUUAAUUUUAAGUUUAAUGUUGUCAAAUUGUGCCAGUUUGUUUUUAUAUGACAUAAAAUAUUGAUUGUCUUUAUUAGAUUAAUGGAUUCAGAGGAAAUCAUUUCAACCAUGUUAAAGAAAUAUUAAAAUGUGUCUCAUUUGAAAAGAUAUAUUAUUAAUAAUGUUUAAAUUCAACUUUGCACUAUUCAAAAUAAAACAAAUCAAUAGUCUCAAAAAAAAUAAACUUCUGUCAUGAUUUUGUUUCUAAUGUAUUUUUUCCAUUGAAUACACAUAUGUAAUUGGAUGAAGGCAUCUGCCAAAUGUCUGUAAAAACAAUGGGAUUUAAAGGUAUUGUAUUGUGUUUUACAUGUUUGACCACUGGAGGGCAGCACCUGACUAUUAAACUUGAAAUGAUCCU
Molecule: messenger RNA, 2879 nt
Organism: Triplophysa dalaica
Lineage: Eukaryota; Metazoa; Chordata; Actinopteri; Cypriniformes; Nemacheilidae
Gene: aspa
Product: aspartoacylase
Exons: 6
Coding region: 180-1121 (313 amino acids)
Molecular function (GO): hydrolase activity, acting on ester bonds; hydrolase activity, acting on carbon-nitrogen (but not peptide) bonds, in linear amides
Source: RefSeq, a predicted model, not a curated record